CUGUUCUGCUGUUAUUGAUCCAUUUAAUUUUAAAAAUCCUACAACGCUAUCGGUAUUCAAUAUGGAACACUGUAUAUACACACAGAUCGGCUUUUGUUCAAGAUGUAUUUGAUGCUAUUUAAUAAUAAUAAUAAUACAAAAUAAAUAAUAAUAAUAAUAAUAGUAAUGAUGAUAAUAAUAAUAAUAAUAAUAAUAAUUAUGAUGAUGAUAACAACUAUUAUGAUACAAUGUUAGUAAAUAAAACACGUAACAUGAAGUAACAGAGAAUCAGUUAUGACAUAAUAGUUAUGCAUAUCAAAAACAGGCGGAAGCGAAAGUUAUCAUAAGAAGACUCAAUAACAAUCAAUUUUCAUAACCAUUCAAUCACGGAAGCUAAAAUAUUAAGUAUAUCUAAAGCGGCGAGCAUUGUUUAAGGUGAAGUGAAGAGAAGCGGUUAUGGACACCAAUGACUCUGUAGAUAAACUUUUCCUUCAAAAAAUAGAAGAUAGUAAUGCCGUACUUAUAUUUGUACUCUGUAUUUAUAUACCAUUGGACAUCGUAAUUAUUGCCGGGAAUACGUUCGUUCUUGUAGUGAUUCGACGAACACCGAGUCUGCACAACAUUCAGUUUGAGUUACUAGCAAGGCUGGCCUUAGUUGAUCUCCUUUCUGGUAUCGUUGGUGUUCCGUUGAGUAUAUGGGGAAAUAUAACACGACAGUCGCUAUAUUUGGUAGUUGAAGACUGUGAAUUGCAGUACAUUCCGGGCAAAAUACUCUUCGCAACAUCGUUUCUGCAUCUGCUUUUGAUAACUGUAGAUCGACACAUUGCAGUGAUGAAUCCUUUGAUCUACCCCAAAUUGGUCACGCGAAACAGAAUACGAAAAUGUGUGGCCGUAUCUUGGGUAUAUCAUUAGAAAGCAUCAAGAAAUAAAUAUCAAGAAUACGGCAGGGAUGAUCGUUCGUUGUUUCGAUAUCGUAGUUUUUGUUGGCAUUUGCGAUUUUUAACAGGAAAUAUCAUUGCACCAAGUGGAAUAAAAUAUAAUUAGACAGAUCAACUCUAGAGUACUUUAUUUCCGACCUUCAUCAAUUAAAAAAAAAUUCUUAACAAUGACUAUUUUUUUUAUUUCUAUUUUUUAAAUUUGAUGUAAUACGGUACUUCAUUGAUGCUUUUAUCCAUUAUUUUGAAUUUUUCAUUUUUACUGUCCUUUCGAUUUUUUUCAAUUUUAUCUUUUUAUCCCUGCAUCCAUUUUAUUAUUUAUUUUAUAGGUAUAUCAUUAGAAAGCAUCAAGAAAUAAAUAUCAAGAAUACGGCAGGGAUGAUCGUUCGUUGUUUCGAUAUCGUAGUUUUUGUUGGCAUUUGCGAUUUUUAACAGGAAAUAUCAUUGCACCAAGUGGAAUAAAAUAUAAUUAGACAGAUCAACACUACAGUACUUUAUUUCCGACCUUCAUCAAUUAAAAAAAAUUCUUAACAAUGACUUUUUUUUUUAAUUUCUAUUUUUUAAAUUUGUUGUAAUACGGUACUUCAUUGAUGCUUUUAUCCAUUAUUUUUAAUUUUUCAUUUUUAUUGUCCAUUCGAUUUUUUUCAAUUUUUUCUUUU
Messenger RNA from Anneissia japonica, 1573 nucleotides. RefSeq names its product beta-3 adrenergic receptor-like. Lineage: Eukaryota; Metazoa; Echinodermata; Crinoidea; Comatulida; Comatulidae. Gene Ontology annotation, molecular function: G protein-coupled receptor activity. The record is from RefSeq and is a predicted model, not a curated record. The coding region runs from base 436 to 891 and encodes 151 amino acids. Gene Ontology annotation, biological process: G protein-coupled receptor signaling pathway. Gene Ontology annotation, cellular component: membrane. The transcript is spliced from 2 exons.